UACUUGCAAGGACUAAAAUGAGUGGAAUAUUAUGAAAUAUUUCGUAGGAGCACGUGAGGGGGACCUUCGCUCACUGGUAAACAAUGCCAGACUGGCUGGGUAGGGAGGCCGCCCCGGCUCACACUGUGUGUACGCGUCCCGGACGAACUACUAUUCACGAGUCAACCUAUGAUUAGCGAGCCCAUGUUUAUACGAAUAUAUCCCUUUGAUUUCCGAAAUCUAUGAUUCCCGAGAACUACGAAAAGCGAGGGACCACUGUAGAUUCAAGUCUGACAAAUUUAGAUUUAGAAAGGACAUAGGGAAGUACGUAUACAGUAUUGGUUUGGUAUGAAGUUCUAGAUCAGUGGAAAGAACUACGAAGUAUCAUCGUUGAAAUGAGAACUUUGGGUAUUUUUAAAUACUAGUUGGUCAGGUACACGAGUGGGUGUUGUUGGGUGUGAAUUGAACCUGCCUAGCAUGGACUAAUAGGCCUACUGCAGUGUUCCACUCUCAUGUGCUUAUACACAUUGUAUGCUGAUGCUGUCUGCUCUUAGGAAGUGUAGUUCAGAAAAAAUGUGUGAGAGAUGGGGACAGCAGAGCAGCAGAAGGAGCAUUCAGGUGUAUCAGGGUCAUCAAGCCUUGAAUUUGGGGAUGAUGAGGCUGGGAGUGUGAGACCCCCAGUGUCCCGGGGGUCAUCCACAGGUGUCAUUUCUGCUGCCUCUAAUAUUAUUAACAGUAGCGGAAGCAGCACAUCUGGUGCCCGCCGUGGAAGAGCCUCACCAACAAGUGCCUUGAGUCGUGUUCCUCUUACAAGACUGUGUGAAGAGAAACGGGCUAGACGUUGUCGCUUUUACAGAAAUGGCGACCGAUGGUUUGGCGGGUCUGUGGUUGCUGUGGGAGGGGACAAACAUCGCUCAUGGGAGGCAUUACUGGCUGAUUUAACUCGUGUGUUGGACCACCCAAUACACCUGACUGCUGGUGUACGCCACGUGUUUACCCUAGAUGGCACCCGUAUUACUCAGCUUGACCAAAUUGUGGAAGCAAGUGAGUACGUAGUUUCCUCCUCCGAAACGUUCAAAAAAUUAGAAUACACCCGUGCUCGUUUACCACAGUGGAGAGCCAAUGUGCGUCGCAAAGAGGCACUGCAUGUGACUGCAGGCACUGCGUUUCCCUCCCCUGUGUCCACACCAGGUAGCGAGGCACCCCCAAGCUUCAUUGCUACUACUAUAACUACACCUACUCAUUCACCCAAGGACUUCAUUAGACCUAAACUAGUAACUGUAAUCCGUAAUGGUGUGCGACCCCGCAAGGCUGUGCGCAUUUUGCUUAAUCAGCGCACUGCCCGGAGCUUAGAGCAAGUGCUCUCAGACAUCACACAUGCUAUAAAGCUGGACACAGGUGCUGUCAGGAAGAUCUACACCCUUGACGGUAGACAGGUAGUUAGUUUGCGGGACUUCUUCUAUGAUGACGAUAUCUUCAUAGCCUACGGACCGGAACGACUCUCACACGAUGAUUUUGACCUCGACUCGGAAGAGUGUAAAACUAUACAGCCUAUGGUCAAGUGUCCAUUAAGUCCUCGUAGACCACGACGCAUGCCAUCGCCCAAACCUCGCGGUCGUGCAGUUUCACCCCUAGCAAUAUUUGAUGGCCCAGGUAAAAUGGUUAAUUAUUUAUUUUGAAGACAUUCUUCAUUG
Cherax quadricarinatus is the source of this 1673-nucleotide messenger RNA. Lineage: Eukaryota; Metazoa; Arthropoda; Malacostraca; Decapoda; Parastacidae. The record is from RefSeq and is a predicted model, not a curated record.